Molecule: messenger RNA, 2355 nt
Organism: Entamoeba invadens IP1
Lineage: Eukaryota; Evosea; Mastigamoebida; Endamoebidae
Exons: 1
Coding region: 1-2355 (784 amino acids)
Biological process (GO): rRNA processing
Cellular component (GO): small-subunit processome; nucleolus
Source: RefSeq, a predicted model, not a curated record
AUGACAGAGAUGGAAGACGUCACACUGAAUGAAUUGGUCACGGCGAUCGACGACACCCACUUGCAAAAUACAGUCCAAUAUGACUUGGAGCCGGUCUACAAAAAAGACUCGGACGUUCAAGAAGUCUCAAAAGCACUUGAAGACUUUGACAAAGCUGAUAUAGAAAAAGAUAUUUCAAAGGCAAAAACCAAAGAAACUAUGGGAAAAUAUACCCAAGUUGUGUUUAAUAGAGACGUGCAACCAACUGUUGUUUACCCCCAAAAGGAGGCUCCAAAGCCCAAUUUUGCAAGUCAGAUCAACGCCGAGUUGUCUGAAAAAAUUGAAAACGUUUUAAACAAAGUAAACCCUAAAAGGGUGGUGGGGGAAGCUAGUGCUUUAGUCCGAAAAGGUAUGUCAAGAAAAGAGCAAAUUGAACGAGCGAAAAGACUUGCCGCCCUCAGAAGUGCGAUGUUCUUCGACCAACAAAAUGCGAGAAGGCAGAACAAAAUCAAGUCGAAGAAGUAUCAUCGAAUUCUUAAACAUGAGAAAGAGCGAGACAAAAAGAAAGAGCAAGAAAUUUUAAUAGAAAAAGACCCAGAACUUGCUAAGGACUUUGAGAGGAAAAAGGAGUUUGAUCGACUCACCGAGCGAAUUACACAACGCCAUGCAAAGAAUCAAUGGGCCCGAGAAAUGAAAGAAUUUGGGUUGACUCGGAUCGACGGUAUUCGAAGAGAUAUCCAAGACAAAGAUGCGAUAGGGAAAAUGCUUCGUGAGAAACAGAAUAAGGAGUGGAUGUUUGAUGAGAAGAAAUUCUUUGAUGAGCAAGGGUUAAAUAAAGAGAUCAAUGAGAUCUUAGGGAAGGAGAAUUUUGAGAGUGACGAUGAGGACAUUGGAGUGACAGACAAAGACAAGGAAAUUGCUCUGGAUCGAGUUAAACAACUUCAAAGCACUGAAUUAGACAAUGACGCGAUAAUGGGAAUGAAGUUUAUGAAAGAAGCUCGAAAGAAAGAAGUCGAACAACUGCAAGGGUUUGUUGAUGAGAUGAAUGCUCCAUUAAAAGAAAAGAAGGAUGUAGUAGUUGUAGCGAUGAAUGAAGAAACAAUUUCGACGGGACAACAAGAGGGGUGUGUUGGUAUCGAAGGCAAUGAAGCUGACGAUUCAAAGAAGUACAUUGAAACUAGUGAAUCACUGGCUCAGCAAAAGAAAAAGGAUCAAAUGAAGCGCAAAGAGGAGAUUAAGAAGUUUAUGAAUGACAUUACUCAAAACGACGAACACAAUGACGACAAAAUGGAAUUAGAAAAUGAAGAUGAAAAAGAGGAAGAACAAGAGGAGGCUUCGAAAGAAGACCAAAACGUUAAAAGUGGUCAAGAAAGUGUAGAAGAAAGUGUUCAACCUUUAAAGGAAAUAGCAAUGGAAGACGAUAAUAAAGAAGAAGCCGAAAUUAUUGAAGAAAAGACUGAAACUGUGGCGAAGCACAAAGACACCAUACAAAAUAUGGAAAUGAUUCCACUUGAUUUUGAUGGGAAUGCAGAAAAAGAGGAGAAGAAGACAAAGAAAGAGAAGACGGUGAAGAUGGAGAUAGAGAAGGACCCAGUAGCGACUGUAACUUUAACACCAACGAAUCCCGAAGUCAUUCAAGAGAUCAAAAUGGAGUCUUCUCCCCUCUCGCGACUUCAAAAUAUGGAUGAAGAAGACGACAACAUUAUCUUCGAGAAGGAUCAAAAGGAACUCUUGCGUUUAGCAUUUGCAGAGGACGAUGUGAUGCAAGAGGUCAAUUCAUAUGAGCCCAAGAAGAAGAAGGAAUACGUCCCUGGCGAGAACGAGAACUUACCGGGAUGGGGCGAAUGGUCAAAUCAAGCCACUGUUACUAAAAAGGUCAAUCAAGAGAAAAAGCCGCGAAAGAAAAAGAUCUAUGUGAACGCAGGCGUCGACAAAAAGUUCUUGAAGUACCUUGCAAUAGCAGCUCCAGUCAAAGGAUUAACCGCAGAAGUCUAUGAUAAGUUAAUUAACCAACCCAUCGGAAGUGAAUGGGUCUCCGCAAAGACUCACAGCAAAUUGAUAGCCCCACGGCACAUCGUUCACAGAGGACGAGAGAUCGAACCAGUAAGUUCCGAUGCUCUCAAACAAAAAGAAGAAGAAGAUGCUAAGAAAAAACAAGAAGAACAAACAAAUACUGAAAAUACAAACGUUGAAGGUGACAAACAGGAAAAGAAUAGCAACAAGAAAGAUGAUCCAAAAAAUCGCUUUAAAUCGGAUCCUCGAAGAGACCGUGUUGGUGGAAAGAACUUUAAACAACAUUCAAAAACUGAAGUAAAGAAAGCUCCUCGAAGAGACAGAGAUGAUAAAAAGAAGAAGGCUCCUUAUUCAAAAAAAUGA